Molecule: messenger RNA, 3191 nt
Organism: Chelonia mydas (Green sea turtle)
Lineage: Eukaryota; Metazoa; Chordata; Testudines; Cheloniidae
Gene: IRX1
Product: iroquois homeobox 1
Exons: 4
Coding region: 459-1865 (468 amino acids)
Biological process (GO): cell development; neuron differentiation; regulation of transcription by RNA polymerase II
Cellular component (GO): nucleus
Molecular function (GO): DNA-binding transcription factor activity, RNA polymerase II-specific; RNA polymerase II cis-regulatory region sequence-specific DNA binding
Source: RefSeq, a predicted model, not a curated record
CCUAGGACCUAAGGGCAGACACAUCAGUUGGAGCUCAAUUGUUGAUCAGAUCACAUCUAAGGGAUUUAGGAGCGCAGAAGAGCCGAGAUUUGAGGAAAGACACCCCACUGAAUCCAUCCACACUCCUCCUCCUCCUCCUCCUCCUCCACACCCACAUUACAAUACAGCUCUGACAGAAAGAAAUCAGAACGAAACAGAAAAUUAUCAGAUCGCUUUUCCUCUCGCCCAGCCUGACUUCUGUAAAAAAAAGAAAAAGAAAAAAUAGAAAAGGCACGAGGGAGAGAGACCCGAACCAGCCGGGUUUGUUCCGCCCCCCCUCCCCAGCUCCGGCUGCUCAGUUUCCCUCCUCCCCCUGACUUCUUUUUUUUUUCUUUUUUAAAUUCCUUCCCCCCCACCCUCCCACCCCCCUUUUAUACUUCUGCUGCCGCCGCCGCCGCCGCCGUGUUUGCGCCCUGGAGAUGUCCUUCCCCCAGCUGGGCUACCCGCAGUAUCUCAGCGCCAGCCAGGCGGUGUACGGGAGCGAUCGGCCCGGGGUGCUGGCUGCCGCCGCCGCCGCUGCCGCCGCCGCUGCUGCCUCGGGCCGGCCUGGGGGCGCGGAGCUGGGGAGCGGCUCGGCUGCUGUCACUUCGGUGCUGGGCAUGUACGCGAGUCCCUACAGCGCCCCCAACUACAGCGCCUUCCUGCCCUACACCGCCGACCUCAGCCUCUUCUCCCAGAUGGGCUCCCAGUAUGAACUGAAGGAUAAUCCAGGUGUCCACCCUGCUACCUUUGCUGCCCACACUGCCCCUGGCUAUUACCCCUAUGGACAGUUCCAAUAUGGGGACCCAGGGCGGCCCAAGAAUGCCACCAGGGAGAGCACUAGUACCUUGAAGGCCUGGCUGAAUGAGCACAGGAAGAACCCCUACCCCACCAAGGGGGAGAAGAUCAUGCUGGCCAUCAUCACCAAGAUGACUCUCACCCAGGUCUCCACCUGGUUCGCCAACGCUAGAAGGAGACUCAAGAAGGAGAACAAAGUAACUUGGGGAGCAAGGAGUAAGGACCAAGAAGAUGGUAACCUCUUUGGGAGUGACAACGAGGGAGACCCCGAAAAGAACGAAGACGACGAAGAAAUCGACCUGGAAAGCAUAGACAUUGAUAAAAUCGAUGAGAAUGAUGGGGAGCAGAGUAAUGAAGAAGAGGAGGAGAAAUCUGAGCUCCUGCGACAAAGCAGCGAAGAUGAACAUUUGGAAAAAGAAAAGGGUUUGUCAUUGUCAGAAUCUGAAGGUCUCAAACCCAAAGACUCUUUCUCCCUGGUAAAGGAGGCCUCUGACAACAGUACACGAAUCAUAAAUCCCAAUGGACAGAAUAAUUUACAGGUGCCACCUCACAGCAAACCCAAGAUUUGGUCUUUGGCAGAGACAGCAACCAGCCCUGAUGGCGCCCUGAAGUCUUCCCCUCCUCCUCCUUCUCAUUCCCAGGUUAACCACACUUCCGCCCAGAUUCAGCAUCCGGCUUUCCUCCCUAGCCAUGGACUCUACACAUGCCAGAUUGGCAAAUUUCACAACUGGACAAAUGGGGCUUUCCUCACUCAGAGUUCCCUGUUAAACGUGAGGUCUUUUUUGGGAGUAAACCACCAUCAUGCUGCUCAUCAUAACCACCAUCUUCAGCCCCAGCAACAGCCUUCUGUAUUAACAGCAACCCUGGGAGCCCUAAGCAGUGAAAAACCUACAGAGAGGACCAGUCCCAAACACAUAGAAAGAGAAAAUGCACCAAGGACUGAAACCCCACCCCAGCAGUUAAAAUCGCCUUUCCAGCCUGUCCGUGACAACUCUUUGGCUCAGCAAGAGGGAACACCGCGAAUUUUAACAGCUCUCCCUUCUGCUUGAUUAAAUGGGUUGGUGAAAAAAAUAUUUCAGAGACUGGUAUAAAGGACAAAAAAAAAAAAUUUUGAAACGAUAUCUCCCAUCAAUCUCUCUUUGCAAUAAGGUGGUGCAAAUCCAUAAAAGCGAUCACACAAAUCUGUAGAUGGAUCCCCCUUCUCCACUGUACCAUUUCAGAUCGUGUUACUCUAACCAUUCUUGAAUUAUUUGUUUGGUAAAUGUUUCCCAUGUGUUUGCGUUUUUUUCUGUAUAUAGAGUGAUUUCAGAUUGUAAAUAGGGCGUCAGCAAAACUUGUCUAAAUCAUAUAUUUUGUCUAAUAAACUAAAUGAAAUUAUGAAAUCUCCUCAGGUAUGUAUUUUUGUUGUUGCAGAAUUUAAACUUAAAUUAAACAUCUAAUCAAACAUUUAUUGUUUUCCUCCUAAAUAUUAGAGAAUUUUUCCUUCGGUAAUUGUACCUUAAAAUCAUCCAAUUGAGGCUUUUUGCUUUACUGUUUGUGAAAGGCAUAUCCUCUAAGCCAAGCUGUGAAUUUUGUAUUUCAUACAUGUAAAUCUAAACAACUGAGUGCAAUUUUUUGUUGGCUAGCUAGAUGAUAAUUAUCCUUUCAACAAGUAAGGGACAAAAAUGCUCAGACACAUAUGAUCUUCUAAAGUGUAGGUGGUUUUAUUUCCAGUUACUCUAUACAAUUAAUUUUUGAAAGUAAAAAAAAAAAGAGAGAGAGAGAGAGAAUGAACUUCACUAACAUAUAACUUGACUUUAAAAAUCACUUUAUAAAUUGGAUCUCCCGUAAAUUGUGUAUUUAGUCCAUAUUUUGGGCUAAGUGGGAAAAUAGUGGAAUAGGAAAUUGUGCUUUGAUUUUUGAUCCAGUUAUUCUUAAACAGCUACAGAGGAAAUGGAACUUUUGAAAGAUGUUUCCACUUGAGAUUUAGUAAAAUUUUAAUAGAAAAUAGGGGGAAAUGAAAUUGCAGCUACUGCACUUUCCCAGAGUGUGUGUUACAAGUUUCUGUGCUUUUGGUUAGAAGGAGCCAGAAGAAAAAAAGAAGCUACCAGUUUAUAUAGGCGUGGUUUAGAUUGGCAUUAAUCUUCCAAAGACAAACCGUUACAAUUUGUAAUAUUUUCAGUGUUUCCUUCUUUUUUUUCUCCUAAAAGAGAACACGAAAUGAGCAUUGAGGUGCUAAUAAGCUACCAGAUGGUUGUUGAUGGUGGAAAAUGGAAAGAAGCAGCUGGGAAAGUCAUUAAGAAAUAAUGUGGUGACGCCCUAUCCAAACUGAACAAACCUCAGAACAGGAGUUGUCUGAAACAAGACUAGAUUUUGAAAUAAAAUAUUAAUAAAAU